Messenger RNA from Anoplophora glabripennis (Asian longhorned beetle), 438 nucleotides. RefSeq lists its product as uncharacterized. The transcript has 2 exons. Lineage: Eukaryota; Metazoa; Arthropoda; Insecta; Coleoptera; Cerambycidae. The coding region runs from base 37 to 387 and encodes 116 amino acids. The record is from RefSeq and is a predicted model, not a curated record.
UCCAAAAUUAGCGAUCAGUUUCCGUCUAACAACUAUAUGAACAUAAUUGCUUUACCAUUUGGAAUGAACGAACAGCACUCUUUCAAAAUACCGGCACCAGAGGAAACUAAAAUAGAGACCAAGAGGUUGAAACUAGACAACCCCGAAGACAACAUCAAAGCAGAAAGCGACGUCGUCCACCUUCUCCGAGACAUUAGGGACGCCACUCGGGCUAAGCAACACCCGAUCAAGAUGUUUUUCGACAGCAUGGCCAGCACGGUCAUGGGUUUUCCGCCCGCAUUGGCAGCCGAGGCAAAGCUAAAAGUGUGCCAAAUCGUGGCAGAGUUGGAGUGUAAGAUGUUAAAUGAGACAGGUUGCAUCGACGGUCAAUCGGAUGUGAAUUUUUGAUGCCACUAUAUUUUAGUUCGAGAAAAUGCAAUUAAACGUAAAAGUUGAUUG